Messenger RNA from Paramecium sonneborni, 917 nucleotides. The record is from the annotation of a GenBank genome assembly. Lineage: Eukaryota; Ciliophora; Oligohymenophorea; Peniculida; Parameciidae.
AAAAUAUAAUUUAUGGGUAGAGAUUUCAGAGGUGGAAGAGGUGAUGCAAGAGGUGGUCGAGGAGGAGAUCGAGGUAGAGGAGCACCAAGAGGUAGAGGAGGUGUUAGAGGAGGUAGAGGAGGUCGAAUGGGAGGAGCACCAAAAGCUUUUGUAGUUCCACAUCCAAGAUUGGCUGGAGUUUUUGUAGCUAAAGGAUAAUAAGAAGCUUUAGUUACUAAGAAUAUGGUACCAGGAGAAUCAGUAUAUAAUGAAAAAAGAAUAUCUGUGGAAGAUAAAUAAACAGGAGAGAAAGUAGAAUAUAGAGUUUGGAAUCCAUUUAGAUCAAAGAUUGCUGCCGGUAUUAUUGGUGGUGUUAGCGAUAUUUUUAUAAAACCAGGGGCUAAAGUAUUAUAUUUGGGUGCUGCAUCAGGAACAACAGUUUCUCAUGUAUCAGAUAUAGUAGGAACAGAAGGUAUUAUAAAAAUAAUAUUAUUUAAGGAGUGGUAUAUGCAGUUGAAUUUUCUCAUAGAUCAGGAAGAGAUUUAGUAAAUAUGGCAAAGAAAAGAACAAACAUAGUACCAAUAAUAGCUGAUGCAAGAAAACCAUUAGAAUACAGAAUGCUUGUUGGAAUGGUAGAUGUAGUAUUUGCAGAUGUUGCUUAACCUGAUUAAGCUAGAAUUGUUGGAUUAAAUUCAUAAUAUUUCCUUAAAAAAGGAGGACAUUUUAUGAUAUCUAUUAAAGCUAAUUGUAUUGAUUCCACUAAUCGUGCUGAAGUUGUAUUUUAACAUGAAGUUUAAAGAUUAAAGGUUGUUUUUAUUUUUGAGUAUUUUUUAGGAUGAAGGAUUAACACCUUAAGAAUAACUCACUUUGGAACCAUAUGAAAGAGAUCAUGCUAUUGUAAUUGGAGUAUAUAAUGUUUGAAUAUGAAAAUAUAAAGU